GGGCGUUAGAGAAAGUAAGAGGAGUCAAACGCGGCCCAAGCAGGCAGGCAUCAGCCAUGAUGGACCCUGGCCAUGAGGUGGCUUGUUGCGGUGUAUCUCCCAUGCUUGCACUUAUAAAGCCCCCUCGACCCAGCGCAUUGAUUCCGCUGAUUCCCUCAAUAUAUCCAAUUGUCUGAGACCGCUCGUUUACCGUGUUAAUAGUCUUAUUCCAGUGAAGACGUUUGAAGUCCAUAUCCUUCGCUUUGUGAUACCCUCAACUGUUCGUCUCAGACGAUCAAAAUGCGUUUUAUCAACAUCCUUAUCUCCAUUGUGGCAUUUGCUGCUUCGGCGUUUGCCCUCACAAUCACCCAGCCUAGGGCCAACGACCAGGUGGACUUCAGCAAGCCCUACACCAUCAAGUGGACGACCGUUGCAUCUGACCCUUCGAACUUCACUCUCAUGCUAGUCAACAUGAACAGCCAGCCCAAUGUCAGCAAGAAGAUUGCCGACGUCAAGACCUCUGACAACGAGUACACCGUCGACAAGGUCACGGGUAUCCCAGUCGCUGAGGGCUACCAACUCAACGGCGAAUCCAACACCACGAUGAACACCGGCAUUCUGAGCCAGUCCCAGAGGUUUAAUGUGACCAAGGUUGGCAAAGUUGAGACAACUUCCUCCGCCACCACCAGCGCCACUCAAACCGCUGCCGCGUCCACCUCCUCGUCCGCCGGGUCUGCCUCGUACACCGGUCCCCUCUCCGGUUCCGUCGCUGUUAUCGGCGCACUCGCGAUGGGCGCCCUGCUGUAAGUGCAACAGAAACAGGUAUCCGUACUCGAGGUUACACAAUCCGGUCAGAGACGCGAUCGAUAAAUCCGACCCUUCCCGACCUUCGUUUCCUCGAUCCCAAAUUUAGAACACGACAGGCCGGUAAAUCAGCAGGCUUCAUAUUAUUUUCGCAAUAUGUGAAGCCUGUCAUAUUUGCUACUGCUUACUUUUCCCCCCUCCCCCACCUCACCCCCCUUCCCAAUUCUUACUGUCUAUCCUUUACGUCUUCACACGAGUGAAAUGAUCUGGUACAUUAUAUGGUUCCCUCUCCCCCUUGAUGAUAUAUAGUUUUGAAAUGAUGUAUGG
Aspergillus sclerotioniger CBS 115572 is the source of this 1110-nucleotide messenger RNA. RefSeq names its product GPI anchored serine-threonine rich family protein. The record is from RefSeq and is a predicted model, not a curated record. Lineage: Eukaryota; Fungi; Ascomycota; Eurotiomycetes; Eurotiales; Aspergillaceae. The coding region runs from base 280 to 786 and encodes 168 amino acids. The transcript is spliced from 5 exons.